AUGGCGGCGGCUGAAGAGAGCAAACCAGAGAGCAAGAAUGGAAGUAGUGAGUUAGAUCUUCGAGACACCUCGAUGCUUUCCUGCAACAAAGAUAUGGAGAUCAAUGAUGGAACCAAGCUUUCAGGCAAAAAAUCUGAAGAACCACCAACUGUCGUUGUCAGUUGGGAUGAAGAUGGUCAAAACCCAUAUAAUUGGUCUAUGGCCAAGAGAGUCUAUCAUACACUUCUCAUCGGGAUGUUUGGUCUGACCGUGACGUUCGCAUCAUCUGUAUACACGCCAGCGGUGCCGGAAAUAAUGCGAGUAUUCAAUGUUUCAGAGACGGCCGCUCUACUUCCUUUUUGUCUUUUCUUGCUCGGGCUAGGCUUCGGGCCUGUUCUUGCAGCACCCCUUAGCGAAAAGUUUGGUAGAACAUCAACAUAUAUGAUUUCACUUCCGAUAUUUGCUUUAUUUAUUGUUGGAGCAGGAGCUUCGCAGACUUUUGGGGGGCUAGUUGCAUGUCGCUUGCUUGCUGGUGUUUUUGGCAGCCCUCCACUUGUCGUUGGUGCAGGUACCAAUGCAGAUCUCUGGAAGCCAGAGUCUAGAGCUGUGACAGCUACACUCUUUGCGCUAUGUCCAUACUUGGGUCCCGCACUUGGACCAUUGAUCGGCGGGUUUGCAGUUCCAAGGAAGGGCUGGCGUUGGACAGAAUGGAUAAUUCUUUUCUUUGCCCUCGUUUCUCUUGUGGCCGCUCUUGGUAUGAAGGAAACUUACAAGAAAACUAUUUUGGAACGAAAUGCCAAAGGUGGUAAAGCAAAACCGAAGCUAUCUGGUAUGGUUGCUCUGAGAUUUAUGUUUUACAUCACCUUACUCCGGCCAUUGCAUAUGCUUUAUACAGAACCAAUUGUUAUCGCAUGGUCUUUUUAUAUUGGCUUCAAUUUUGCGGUUUUGUAUUCUUUUUUUGCUGCCUUCCCAUUCGUCUAUAGUACUGUCUAUGGAUUCGAUACGCAGCAAACUGGACUUACAUUCAUUCCAUUUGCUAUUGGCAGCAUUGGGGCUACUAUUACUGUAAUUUUAGUAGAUCGCCUCUGGUAUCAAAAAAAACAUGCUGCAAGAAACUCCAGAUGGAACGACGGCCUAGUACCGCCUGAAUAUCGCUUACACUCCGCAAUGCUCGGCGGCUUUGGAUUGCCGAUUGGAUUGUUCUGGUUUGCAUGGACUGCUAAAUCGGAAAUUCACUGGAUCAGUUCCGUAAUCGCAUCUACCUUCAUUGCAUGGGGAAAUCUAUGUGUAUUUAUGAGCGGAUUACUGUAUCUUCUCGACGUGUAUGAAGCAUUGAUGGGUGCUUCGGCAAUAGCAGCGACAUCGCUUCUAAGAUAUGUUCUUGCUGCGAUAUUUCCUUUGUUUAUCACACCAAUGUACUCCCACCUCCAUGUGGGAUGGGCUACAAGUAUUUUUGGGUUUAUUUCGGUGGCUCUGAUGCCAAUUCCCUGGGUUCUAUUGAAAUGGGGACCUUAUCUGCGUCAAAGAAGUAACAUUGCAAAGUCUUCGACGCCAGUAACCACUACAUGA
Botrytis porri is the source of this 1548-nucleotide messenger RNA. RefSeq lists its product as uncharacterized. NCBI's taxonomy places the organism in Eukaryota, Fungi, Ascomycota, Leotiomycetes, Helotiales, Sclerotiniaceae. Gene Ontology annotation, molecular function: spermidine transmembrane transporter activity; spermine transmembrane transporter activity. The transcript is spliced from 5 exons. Gene Ontology annotation, biological process: spermine transport; spermidine transport; transmembrane transport. The coding region runs from base 1 to 1548 and encodes 515 amino acids. The record is from RefSeq and is a predicted model, not a curated record.